Sitodiplosis mosellana (orange wheat blossom midge) is the source of this 3055-nucleotide messenger RNA. RefSeq names its product anamorsin homolog (gene CIAPIN1). Gene Ontology annotation, molecular function: iron-sulfur cluster binding. The transcript is spliced from 6 exons. Gene Ontology annotation, cellular component: cytoplasm. Bases 297 to 1064 code for a protein of 255 amino acids. Gene Ontology annotation, biological process: iron-sulfur cluster assembly. NCBI's taxonomy places the organism in Eukaryota, Metazoa, Arthropoda, Insecta, Diptera, Cecidomyiidae. The record is from RefSeq and is a predicted model, not a curated record.
GUGAGUUAAAGAAAAAUCAGUAUAUAUUUAAUAUUCAAAACGGAUAAGAUAAUCUAUUUUAAGUUGUGAACGUAUACUAUGUUAUUUUUGUGGAAAAUAUUUCCUUGAAAUAUUUUAUUAUUGUCGAAUUUAAAUAUUUCCCGAAUAGACCUUUCGAACAUGAGCUGUCAGUGAAUGUUUUUGCUUGUGGAACGAAAUUGAAUGAUUGUUGAAAACAAUAUCUUAUCUUAGUUAGAGCACAUCAUUGUACGUAUUGUUAUAGAAUAAAGCGAAUUUCUUAAAAGAAAGUGAACAUCAUGGACCUAAUCCAACCAAAUGAAAUUAUACUUCUAAUAUGGGAUGCGUCAUUUGAUUUGGAAAAAUCUGGCUUCGAUGCAGAUUCAUUGAAAGUCAAGUUCGAUGCUGCCAUAAAGUUCGAGAAUAUUCUCCGGCUCAACUUAGCGGCCUACAGUGAUUCAACAUUUACAUUAAUAAUAUUGAAAACUAAUGGUGACAACUUGGACAUACCAUUAUUCGCCUCCAUAUUAAAAUUGUUGAAACCAAGCGGUCGCCUUGCGGUAUCAUCUCAAAAUUCUGACCAAGUACGCGAGACCCUAAAAUUAGCUGGUUUUGUGAAUAUCUCAGCGAAUGGAAAAGACAUUGUUGGUGAAAAACCAAAAUAUGAAAUAGGCUCGGCCGCUAAAUUAUCGUUUGCUAAAAAAGAACCAACCAAUAAUAAGGUAGCAACCGUUUGGAAAUUGACCGACGAAGAUGAUGACGUCAUCAAUGAAAAUGAUUUACUCGAUGAAAAUGACAAAAUCAAACCAGAUCCUUCCAACUUAAGAGUGUGUGGAACAACUGGCAAACGAAAGGCAUGCAAAGAUUGCUCAUGUGGCUUGGCAGAUGAGCUGGCUGCCGAAAGCAAACAAAACAUGCAAUCAACGGAAACAGCCAAAUCGUCUUGUGGAAGCUGCUAUUUAGGUGACGCAUUCCGCUGUGCAACAUGCCCGUAUUUGGGUAUGCCAGCUUUUAAGCCAGGUGAAAAGGUGCAGCUGUCUGGUGGCCUAUCAAAGGAUGACUUAUAAAAUGGAUAAAUGUAUUUUCCCAAUUUUGUUGGUCAAAUGAAUAAACAAGUCAUGAAAUGAGUUUCAUUUAGUUCUGUUGUUCUGUUUUAUUCUUACAAAUUGUACCCUUAAAACAUAAUUAGUAUUUACAUGAUUUCUUUUUGCUAUUGUAAUUCUAAUUUUUUUCAAGCGUCAAUUCGCUAACUUUCUCGUUCAAUUGCGUUUCGUCAUCGCAUUCCGACUUGAACGUUUCGGCAUCGUAUAUGACCCGCACGAUCAGCGAACAGCUUGGACAGGUUGCUACUUCUUCGCCAGCUAAUAAGUCCUCCUUUGAAAUCUCGAAACGAUCACCGCAAGGACAUGGAUAGUGAUAAAUAUCAUUUUCUUCGUCGUAUUCAAAGUCUUCAAUUUCAAUUUCGUCGUGAUACACACUCAUCGUUCUUAAAAAAUAUUUUUUUCUUCGAUUCAAAACUAUUUACAUUGUAUCAAAAAGCACGUUUGACAUCGUUUGACACAUGGCAUGACUUUGCAGACAACUUCAGACCAAUCACUUUUGUAUAUUUAAAUAUGGCAGUUUUCUAACAGAAACAAAAGUCAGAUGCGCAACGCUACAACACAUAUCGUACCGAAAACCAACGCCACUUUGAAAAUUUACAGAAAAACAAUAUUUAAAGACACACAAUGGGCAGCAAUUCAAGUAAAACCUUUACCCAAUCAGCGCAACAAACACCAGUGUCAAAGGUUAAAAAUUGCAGCAAGGGAAAAAAUAAUUUGGAAAAUAUUUUACUGGAUCCGCGAUCUCCAGAUGUAAACAGAACUCCGUUGGCAAGUAUUCUGGUGAGUCGUAUGAAAACGGCUGAAGAAACACCUUCCACACCAACAAAAUAUGUGCGCGAAACACUAUUGAACGAUUCAAAGGAGAAAAAAUUUUUGGACCCACGAUCACCGAGCCAAUUUAUCCCACGCACACCAUUAAAUCUGUCGUUGAAUGGCGAAAAUAUUGAAAAUAGCAGUGGACAAUACUCAUUGGAAUAUAGCGGUUGCAUCGAAGAAGCCAGCUGUCGCAAUUUUAACGAACGUUUAGCAAACAUCACUUUUGAUGAUGAUGAUUUGUAUGCCGAAGGCAAUGCCCCAAAAACGGUUGAGAGGAAAACCAACGAAUUUAUUGACGAUAUAUCCACUUUGUGUACAGUAGAUGAAGAGAAUGACCAUGACCAUGACCAGCCUUCAUCAGAUUCAUUAGAACUUACAGAGAAAGGCAUCCAAAACACACCGGUUACCACGUUAGAAGCGCCAAAGGACCGGUUUGAUACAAAUGUUGUGUAUGCAGACGGUGAAAAUGUAUCACCACUCGUUGAUCCAAAUAUGUGCAUUAAACGUAAUGCGCUAUCAGCAUUUAGCAGUACUCCGAUUUCAACAGCGAUUAGUCAGCAAAAGUUAGCCAUCAAGAAAAACAACAAGCCGAAUACAGAGAUAUUCAAGGAUGAUCAAAAGAUCAACAAUAUCGAGUAUGCAACACCGGCAAAACGCAUGGCUAAAAUAAAGGAAGUUGACAAUCCACGCACCCCAUUUGGUUCCAUUCAAAAUCAUCGAUCAAAAUCCACUGAAAACCUAUCACAACAGCCGCAGACUCAACUCAAAGAAAGUGUUCGUCCAUACCAUAUCAAUGACGAGAAUUUCACACCGAAUUCAAAGCUACAAGCUUCAUCGAAGCAAGGAAACAAGUCACGACGAAUAAACCAAAUCGCUUAUGAUUAACUAGUUCGCUUCAACUUUAUUGUACUUUUAAUUGUACUGUUUUUUUUGCAUUGAAUUUGUCAUUUUUCCAUUUUACUCCCAUUAUUUUUGGUUUUCAUGUAUUAAAAACGAAUUCUUUUUCCCAUUUUUUUUUUGGUUCUUUCUAGAUUUAUUCAGGUACAAUUAAAAAAUCGGUUGAUUAGCAAAAUAAGAUUUAUCCUCUUUUAAGUAAACAUGCACGAUAAUUUAAUGAAAUAAAGCAAACUGUAAAUGUA